UGUUCAACUGAAAUGGGCGUGAAGUUUUUUAGCUAGCCGCCGUGUGAUCAUCUGGGAUCCUGCUCGUUUUCGGCGGCGCCCAGCAGAAACGACACAGUAAAUUGCGUGUAGAGCUUACAGCAUUAACACCGGACUCAGUUUACUUAAAGUGUAGGAGCCUCGGUCGCCCUCAGCCUGAUGGACGGAGCCGUUUAGCCGCUGCAGACCCGGACUCUGGACAUGGCAUUGUGGCUACUGGCGUAUGCUAACGUAGCUAAGCUAUCCGGCUAGUUAGCGUUAGCUGGGUAGUUGGCUAGUCUGUAGCAUAAUGCUUGCAGCGUUGUGUUAGCUGCGGAUAGGCUAACGUUAUCACCAGUUUACAGCAGCGUCGUUACAUUAACGUCAGCCACGUUAGACUAAUUAGGACACUCGGCUGUUAACGAACAGGUUGGACAGUUUGGCUGACUUUACGCGUUAGCAUGCGAGUGUAGUUUCAGGUCGCCAGGCUCUGCUGCUUUGCACCGCUGACCAGCUGCUUGCUAGCUCGCAGUUACCGGGCAUUGUGGGGGUAUGUAGCCAUGGUAUGCUAUGCUAACCAUCAUCAGCAAAGUUGGUAACUGGCCGUAACGUUAGAGGAAACGUUAGCACAGGCCGGUUUUGGCUGAUGGUACUGUCGUGAUAUUACCGAGCUAGUUGUGUUUGACAGCUUAAGUAUGUUAGUGGUUGAAUUACCACCGACCAGUGGGCCUUGCAGUUUGCUGUGAGUGAAGUAACGCUAGCUUGUUUGUUUGCCUGUACCCAGCCUCAGCACAGCUACCUGACUGGUCAACCCGUUUCUCUAAACAUGUAAAGUUGCAAUAGCUAAUUUCGAGGUUUCUGGGGGGCAGCUAGCCAGCAACACUGAGUUGGUCAGCCAGUUGAAUUAGUCCCAUGAGCUUCAUCUAGCAAGAUGAACAACCCUGGAGUCAUGCCACAAGAAAAGAUGGAGCUGGACUUGGAUAUUCCCUCUUCGCUAGUUCAGAGCGAUGGACACUUGAGAAGAUCCAACAGUGCACCCAUGAUAAAUGGCUUAAGUGAUAAUUCCCAGGUGUUUCAGAGAGAGGUUCUACGCAGCAGGAGAAAUAGCACUACAGUUGUGAACAGGCCCAAUAUGGUCCCUUCAUCACCCAUUCGCGUUCCCAGCACCAGACUCCAUCAGAUCAAACAAGAAGAGGGUGUAGAUGUGAUGAACAGAGAGACGGCUCAUGAGCGGGAGGUUCAAGCUGCCAUGCAGAUGAGCCAGUCCUGGGAGGAAAGCCUCAGUCUGAGUGACAAUGACUUGGAGAAGUCUGCAUCAUCAUCUCCAAAGCGCAUUGACUUUGUGCCUGUGUCCCCUGCCCCGUCUCCAACCAGAGGGAUAGGAAAGAAGCAGUGUUUCUCCCCUUCACUACAAAUCCUUGUGAGCAGUAAUGGCCUAACGCCCAGCCCAAUACCCAGCCCAACACGGCGCUUCAGCCGACGGAGUCAAAGCCCAAUCAACUGCAUCAGAGCGAGCAUACUUGGGCCAAUAAAACGCAAAGGGGAGAUGGAAACAGAAAGCCAGCCUAAGAGGCUCUUUCAGGGUACCACCACCAUGCUGUCAUCUGACGUCUCCAACCUGUCAGAUCUCAGUUCCUGUCACUCCCCAGAUCUGCUGGAUGGCAGCCUCAGCAGUGUGAGCUCCUCCACCGGGUCCCCUGGCAAGAUGGAGGGAGUGUCACCCUCAUCCAGCAACUCGCCCUUUGCUUCCCUCCAGGAUCUGUCACCCAAGUGAACACGGGAUUGCAAGAGACACUAAACGAGGACAAAGAUGGGCGCCAAAGCCUAUUUCUCUCCACAGAGCGAGUUUCCUUGUCAGACCCUCUGCCUCUCUAUCACCUAGAUUUAGUUAAAGUGGAAUUUCCAUGUUUGCGUUUGAAAGGCUGUUCUCAUGGCUGCAUUUGGUAGGGUCUAGGUAUGUCUGAACGAAAGGAAACGAAAGCCAUGGAUGUGUUCUUUGUAUGUAAAGGUGCACCUGGUAAAAUGGGGGAAGGACUGAAGACACUAAGCACCAGCUGCUAGUUAUGGAUCUUUUAUGGUGCUUAGCCCCAUAAUGAUAUUGUGUUUGUAUGUAUGACUAUCCUGCAAAUGUAUCAGACCAGUUGGCUUCACUGGAGAGAGACAUUGAGCACUGGACAAAACAUGACUAUUUGGAUGUGUAGAAUGCCCUGUUUUGUGCUGGAAAACUCAUGUCCACAGGCCUUUGUAUGUACACAGUCUGCAGGUUUUGUAUGAAAGGAUUUAACUUAUUGUUUUCCUGCUUUGUAAGUAUGUACAUAUUAACCAUGUCAAAUAUCAUACAAGUUUUUGAUUGGCUGUGAGGUGAAUGCGGGCACAGGGCUUCAACAGCAAAUUUUUUCUUUGUAAAGGAGCAGAUAAGGAAAAGCUAAAUGCUUCUGGGGUUCAAACAUGGUGGUUUCCUCACUGUUAUACUGUAAAAAAAAAAGUUAUGUUUUCAGUGGAUAUUCAGAAUAUUUUUAUGGUAUAGGCUGUGAACUGUGGUGAAAUUUUGUACUUUUGGCACUUCGCCAGUUCUCUGAACUUGCUGCAAUUAUAAUUGCCCAGUUAAGGCAAUUAACUCACCUAGCAGAUAAUCAUGGUAAGAAAAAGAAGGUGGUCACCACUGUUGGGUUUUCAACACUAAAGGCUACUCUGAAUCCUGUAUUCUUGUCAGGAUGUUAUUGUAGAUAUGCAGAGUAUAGUUGAUUAUUCUGUUUUCUUCCUCAAAAUGCCCGCUGGCAUAAUGUUCUUAUUUAUGGAAAAAUUUGUUUAUUGUAAAAAUUGGAAGGUGAUCAUUUCUAUCCCCAGGAAAAAAUGCUGUUUGUGUUGUCAUAAAUACUAAAUUGGCAAACUGCUAGAGCAUGUGUCAAAGCAAAAUGGCACCAUUAUGGUUUUGAAGAGGCUGCUGUUUUUGCUGUGGUCACAUUUAUUAGAGGUUUUAGCACCGGGUCGUCAUCUGUAAUGUUUCAGCUGUAUGUAAGCUCAUGCAGGGAAGAACUAAAAUAAACCACGACUGAUGUUACUUCCCUUCGAAAUUCAAGAAGUACAAUGUGUAUAAGUUAAACCUAAAGUGUGCUUUUGCACCUAAAUUUAAUUUGUUAGGCAUUUGUCCCCAGUGUGAGUGUACACGUCUGAAGCUCCUCAGCCUUUCAUCUUCAAAUAAAAGCAAGGAAGUGAUUGUAAAUCAUUUUUUUAAUGAAAGUGUGCCCCCCCCUUUCUUUUCUUUCUUUUUUUUAAGAAAAGCGUGUGGUUGCAGUUCAUACUCAGAAUGUCUUUUUCCUUUAUACAAACAAAAAAAGAAAAGGCAAUCAGCUUGCCCUGCUGUCGACAUUGGUGGUAUUUUUCCACUUUUUUCCCUGUCAUCCUACUUAGUGUCCAGGGCUUGAGUUCAACAUAUGGAGUUGUUCUCUCUCUGUAAUGGAAAGGAUAUAAUCCUAUGAGUUGGUCAACAUCUCGCCUGUGCUUGUGUCCUUGGUGAUAGCUAUCAUAUCAAAACAUCUGGACUAAAUAAAUUAUUUCUUUACUACU
Myripristis murdjan (pinecone soldierfish) is the source of this 3564-nucleotide messenger RNA. RefSeq names its product PABIR family member 2 (gene pabir2). The transcript is spliced from 10 exons. The record is from RefSeq and is a predicted model, not a curated record. Gene Ontology annotation, molecular function: protein serine/threonine phosphatase inhibitor activity. Lineage: Eukaryota; Metazoa; Chordata; Actinopteri; Holocentriformes; Holocentridae. The coding region runs from base 929 to 1771 and encodes 280 amino acids.